Molecule: messenger RNA, 5666 nt
Organism: Rhopilema esculentum
Lineage: Eukaryota; Metazoa; Cnidaria; Scyphozoa; Rhizostomeae; Rhizostomatidae
Source: RefSeq, a predicted model, not a curated record
GCAUCAUGUCACAAACUAAUGAAUUAUCAUCAAACGGGUUGGGCUAUGUAACAUUCAGGGAAGCCUGCACUCUAGUAGGGCAAGGGGCCAAGUGCCAAGGAAAAGGGCAAAGCAUAGCAAAUCAAAGAGAAUUUGUAACGGCUAUGAUGCUACUGGGAGAAUUUGCUACCUUUACUGAUAGACUUAAAUAUCAUUUGGUUGCUGAGGCCGAAUAUAGAUAACCCAAAUAGAUUUAUUUUCUUAGCAAUUUUUAUUCAUCAAGCUAUUAAUUGCUCAAGGUUUGUUUAUAUUUUGCAAUGCUUGUGCAAAAAACCCGUUAAAUCUAAUAAAUUAUAACAUUGAUUCAUAAUAUACCUAAAAUAUGAUAAUCAUAUGAUAAUCUUAGUACGUCUCUAGGUUGGGGUAAUGAGAGGCAAUAGUCAGUUAAGUAUUUGCCAUGAGGAUGAAUGUUAUUUCAGGUAUAAGAAAGAAAGUUGAAAUCAUAAUUAUUCAAAUUUAUUCAUGAAAACCCACGCGUUCACAUGUUUUUCAGACAGGACAUAACAAUUACUUACUUUACUCUAAUCGCUUUAUUUCUAAUCGUUUUCUUUCAGUGUCAAUGUGCUGGUACCGCUAAAUACGCGAAGUGUGAACUGCUGUCUCGACUGGCUCUUUAAACACCCUUGAAUUAUGGUUAAACGUGAUUUAUGUCUAUCUAACGUGAAACAUAAUAGUUUCACUUCCCAAUGUUACGCACUUAGGCAGCUCUUGAUUGGAAUAAGAGGAGCAUUGUUGCUGUUUGGCACUAGAACUUAUUGAGAGCAGACUGGCUUGAUACCUCUGCCACUGAGCCCAAUGCGGUUACUAGGGGUAAGUGCAAAUAGCCCAGAUGCCAACCAAUCGGCAAUUUUGCACAAAAACCAGCAACGUGAUAUACCAGAAAGAAGCACAAAAUGACAACCUCGUUACGAUUCUGUUCUGUACUCGGCCAAUCAAGCACUAUUGCCCCAACCAGAAUUAUUUAGAAGAACAACUACAUCCGUUGACUUGUCUGCAUAAAAAACUUUUUGCUUAGUGUAGAUUAAAAAUGCGGCAUUUCCUGGUAGUUGUUAACCUUCUUUUGAGCAUCCAGUCUAAUCUACAAUACUGAGGUGAGCUCGCUUUCGCUAACAGGUAAUAGCUAUUGAGUUUGAAAAGCAAAUUUUAACAUUGAAACUAACUUCAUCAUUGAAAUUGUUACACCUAAAAAAUGCAUCCUGAUACGUACUGCACUAAUCUAUAGAAACAAAGCGAUGUAAUACCCUCUCCCUUCCCCCUUGCCGCAGUCGAAUAGGAAAGGCUACAAUUUUCUAUCAAUAUCAUAAUAAGACCUAUGCUGUCGAUAACUGCAAAAAUUGAAGCAACUUUUCAUCACAUUUUGUAUCAAAUUCGCACAAGUUUCAAAUGAAUAUUAUCAGUGAGAAAUACUGCUUGUAUUUCAAAUACGACAUUGGCAUCCAUUUUGUUUACAGUUGAUUAUUUUGGAAAACCAAAACUUAUUUAAGUGUGACGUCACUUGCAGAUCGACAACAACAGGGAACCAAGUUGUCUAUGUGUUUGAAUCUGUCUUGUUGCGUAGAAAUGUUGAAUGGAGGGAGCGUCGCUCAAGUCUGUAUCACAUCCUGCUAAACAGAUAUACUUUUAUUUAAGGACUAGCUGUGGGCUUUAUUGCCCUACCUUCAAGCAAAGAAAAAACAAGUUGCCCUGAAAGACCCCCUAGAAUCGACAUUGAAAUAAGACUUUGUUAUUGCACUGAUGGCUUCAGCUGGCAUUGUUGGUGAACUAAAUGCACACCUCGAGAAAAGGAGUAAGACAAUCUCUUCUGAUCCAGCAGUUAUUAGUGUAGAGGAAAACCAUACUGAAGUGAAAAAUGAGGAGGGGAUUGAAGGUGCUUCAAAGAAGAAAUCAAAAGGGGGUAUUUUUGGUAAAUUUAAAAGGCUAGUAAAAAAACCUGGACAAAAGAAGCAAAAUGUUGACAAAGGCUCAAAGGAAAAUGGCCAAAUACAAGACAAGCGUCGGACUAAGUCAACUUCAGAUUUGACAGAGUCUGUGGAGGAAAAUAAAGCUUCAAGUCCAAGUCAUGGCUCAAAGCAAAAGCAUGGCAUCUCGCUGUUUUUCGAGCGAAAGAUAAAAGGCCGUUCAUCAUUGAAAAGCAAAGCUAAGAAGGAUGAGUCCCGCAGUGAGCCUGUUUCCCCUGAAAACAAAGCACGAGCGUACACGAGCCCAGUACGCACGAUGGAGAAAAAGGAGAGAGAGGAACUCGAAACAAUCAAUAAAAAAAUAGCCGAUGACUCUUUCUUUCAAGUUUCGCUCACAAGCCAAGGUCCCGAAACUUCUGUUUUAAGUGGUAUGUCAACAACAUUGGAUGAUUUUGGCGUAGUGUCUGAAGCAAGCCCUGGAAUAGGGCAACAAAAUGUGGCCCAAGAUAGAAUUCGUUUGGCACCUAAAGGAAGACGAAAGCCAACAAGAUUCAACUCAAAAACGGAUACCUCAGAGAAUAAUGCAGCAAAGAAAGAUAAAACUGAGGAAACCUCAAAGGCAGAUAAAACAGGACGGAAGGAGAGUGUUGAAAAACCUAAGACAGUAGAAAAGCCAAAAACAGCAGAAAGACCAGAUAAGGCAGUUGUUACAGAAAAAAUGGAAAAGACGAAAAAGCCACUGGUACCACAGAAACCUCAAAAGUCAGUGAAAGGAAGCAGUUCACCGAAGGCUGAAGGGAUAACUAAAACUGAUGGGGUACAGAUUGAGGUUAAAUCAGACAAAAAUGAGGGGAGUCUGCCUAAAGUAUUGGUUGAGGAACAAACCACUGGCAACCAGACAGAGAAAUUACCAGCUUUGGAUCUCUCUCUAGGUGAUGAUUGUCAAACACUUGAUCUGAGUGACACCGUCAUAAUAAAAACACCCACGGAACCAAGAACAAAAGAGGAUGUCAAAAAAACUAGUACACCUGUUAAUCAGGAUUUUGGUUCUUGGGAACACCUUUUUGGUGCAAGAAGUGACAAAAGUUCAAACAAAAGUGAUUCCUCUGAAGUACUUGUAACCAGUGAAGAAAAACCAGUUAAGGAAGAAUCAAAGACUAGAACUGUUGAAUCUUUUGAUAGGAAAGAAGGACUGAAGGCUGUGGAUGAAAAGAAAGCUUCUGAAGAAAACAAAGGUCAGCUUAUAUUAGACUUGAUAGAAGGAAAAACAGAGGUAUCAAAGGAUGUAGAUGAAAACGCUAAGUCAGGAAAGAACAAAUCUCCUAAAAAUUCUGUUGUUGUGGCCAAAACAGAGGGCGAUGGUAAAGUUGCUUGUAGGAAUGAGCAAGAAAUGUCAACAGCAUUUGAUGCCUUAAUCUCCAGAACACAGCGAGUAAAUGAGGAACAGCAGACAAAAGACAUGAACAGCAAACAAGAACUGAAAGAUAUUCCUAAAAACAAUGAGCUUGCUAAGACAACCCAGCUUAACUGGAGCUUUGACCUGCAAGAGUCAGAUGACAUGCGAAGUAAUGAUGUGCAACCCAUGAUCUUUAAACGUAGCCACUCUUUGUCUUCACCCUCAAAAAAUCAUGAUGUUGACAGUCGAGCAGAAGACAGUAAGCCAGAAUUAAUCAAAUGGAAAAGCAUGGAUGAUUCAAUGACUCAAGAAGAAAGAGAUAAAAAAGAUGAAGCACCACACCCAGCCAAUGGUGAGGUGCCACAGUGGGUAUCUAUUGCUAGAGAGAAGCAUAUGCGACAUUCAUCUAUGGAUGAGGAAGAUGAAGAUGAUGGUACAUUAGAAGAAACGAUGGAAGAAAUUAAAGACAUUGCAGCUCAGAUUGGCCAGCCAAGGAAUAUAGUCUCACCCCCAACAAAGGACAAACCAGCCACUGCAACAUCAAAAAUUCCAAAACCUGCCUUUAAAUCACAAUCAAUGAAAAUCUCUAGUUCCAACACUGCAUCAGCUACUAAGCUACAGCCAAGAAACUCUGUCACAUCGAAGGUAAGUUCACCAGUUAGCACCUGUAUCGUCUGUUCAAAACCAGCAUACCAGUUUGAAAGGUGUGAUGUAGAUGGAAAGGUAAUUCAUAAAAAUUGUGCUCGUUGUUCGAUGUGUUCCAGAACAAUGAACGUUGGCACUAUACGAGUUGUAAAUGAGAAACUGUAUUGUGGAAUUCAUGCAAGAACUGCUGUGUCAUAGGAACAAACUAUUUAUUUGGUUAGAUGUUUAAAACUGACACAGUUGGACCGCACUGCAAUAUCAUUGCUACAUAACGCUAGAUAUUAUAUUUGUAUGUUUUUGUGAUAUUUACAAAGUUUGUCUGUUUACCAUUUUGGUAUUCAUUAAAACAGCACACUUGUUAAUAAACGCUGUUAAGGUCCUUUUAUCAACAUUUUCUAACUGUUGCUCCACUCAGCCAUGUACUUUGAUAGCCAUUAUAACAUGAUAAUUCCAACUAAUGUUCAUUAUAAUGUUUGGUACUGAGUUGGCUCAAUAUCCACCAAAUUCUGAAGGUUUGAAUAGAAAAAUUGAAAUGUAUGAUGUCCAUAUAAAAUUGUUCCUGUAGAUAUUAAACUUGUCACUUGGCUGGUAGCAUAGAAAGUGUUAUAUUUUGUGCCUUGUUUAGCAGUGGGUAGCAAAGUAAUCUUGCAACAUUUUUAAUAUGAUGCAAGCAAAUAUGCAUAAGAUUUCAAAACUGAGCCAUCAUGUAACAGUACUUUGUUUUUGCAGAAGCUAUAAUUCUGUUUCUGUAAAUAGAAGACUUUUAAGAAAAAUGCAUUGUCAUGUAAGCAAAUAAAAACCCCAGUUUCUGUAUAAGGCCAAAUGUUGUUAAAGCAAGGAAGUGUAAAUUUAAAUGAGUAAAGCAGAUUGUUCUCUCACUUGACGUUGAUAGGUAUAGGUAAAUCCUUAUAAACAGCAAGAAGAUUCUAUGAUAAUUUAAUUCACCAGACUUGAUUCCCUGUUUUUUAGUCUUGUGGUACCAGCUUUUAAAAGUAAUUAUGUUCUCCUUCCUAAUUUGCUGAUACAUGUUUUUAAAAUGCCUAAAUUUUACAUUUACCCUUGGCCAAAUUGGAAUGAGAGUUGUUCAAUUUUUUUUCUUUUGAGAAAUUAAGAUUAGUCAAUUUGUUCAAAUGUUGUAGUAUAUUAUUUAUGUUUAUAUUUAAGUCCGUUUUUGUAAGGUUAGAAUACAAAGAUGUUUUCUCUAUGACAGUGUCCUAGUUUUAUGAAAAAUUGCACAGCCUUAAUUUAAGUUAUACUUUAUGGAGAUUAAUGUAAUUUUGUUCAGAAAUUGAGCUUUUUAUCACACAUUUCAUGAAACAGGAAAUAUAUACCAAUUUUUCUGGAUCAUUAUUAGCAAUUGCAAACAAAGAAGCAUGAUUUAUGUUUAUCAUUGUUUAAAUUUUAUGAUAAGAUAUACAUAUAAAUGUUAAAGCCCCAUGCUGUGUUUUGAUUAAAUGUUUUAUUGUCUAUUGCAGACUAAAAUCGUUUUAUAGAGUUUUGCUAAGUUCUUGACAUAAGUAUUGGUAAGUUCUUGACUAAGUUUAAUAGGUUUGUGUAUAAUAGCACUAGUUGCACAUAGAAUGUAAACAAUCCCAAGUUGUAUCUGUGUUUUAGAUAGUAUUUAAUUGAAUAUUUAAGCAUUGUUUGAUUUAUGUGUGUAUUCUAAAAAAGUAUGUUUAGAUGCUGAA